Molecule: messenger RNA, 1192 nt
Organism: Epinephelus lanceolatus (giant grouper)
Lineage: Eukaryota; Metazoa; Chordata; Actinopteri; Perciformes; Serranidae
Gene: malsu1
Product: mitochondrial assembly of ribosomal large subunit 1
Biological process (GO): negative regulation of translation; negative regulation of ribosome biogenesis
Cellular component (GO): mitochondrion
Molecular function (GO): ribosomal large subunit binding
Source: RefSeq, a predicted model, not a curated record
ACGAGAGAGCACUUCCUGUUUUUAGCUUUUUAGCAUUUGGUGAACUCGUGGACUUACAGCUGUAGUACUGUUAUGUUGUACAAGGUAAAAUGAAUAUUCUCGGUCGCUGUAAGAAACUGGUUUCACCAGUUUAUAAAAACAGAGUUUUACUGGAACAAACUGGUGUUUUUAGAAGCGUCUGCUCGGUGUCCGAAGCUCGGUGUGACGGUUUGUGUUUACCUCGACGGUUUACAGGAAACGUGUCGUCCUGUCAGCACUGGCAUCAUGUUUCCACCUGUCACUUAAACACAAAAAGAUUUUAUUCAGAGGUGUGUAGUGAAAGCAGUAAUUCAAAGAUGAGCGCUGGCGUGUUUGAAGAGGAGUCGCAGGAGCUAGACGGUGACCUCAGGGACAGCAGUGCCCCGAGACAAAGAUCUCCUGAGACGUUCAAUCUGGAUGUGCUGGUGUCUCUCCUUCGUCAGGAAAAUGCGGUAGAUAUCUGUGUGAUUAAAGUACCGGAGCAGAUCAAAUACACAGAGUACUUCAUUGUUGUCAGCGGCAUAUCACCAAGACACCUCCGUGCAAUGGCACUUUAUGCCAUCAAAACGUACAAGUUCCUGAAGAAAGAUAGAGCUCCAAAUGUCAGGAUUGAAGGAAAGGAUGCAGAGGACUGGAUGUGUAUUGACUUUGGGAAUAUGGUGGUCCACUUCAUGCUACCAGAGCAGAGAGAACUGUAUGAAUUGGAGAAACUUUGGACUCUCCGCAUGUAUGAUGAGCAGCUGAAGAGCAUUCCCCCUGAGAAGCUACCAGAAGACUUCAUAUAUGAUGCUGAAGUCACAAAGUGACAAAUCAUCUAAGCUGUGCAUGGACUUUACAACUUCUUUGUGACUUUGGACGCAUCCUUUUCUAUCCCUGUGAGUAGAAGCAAGAGAUGUUUUUGGACAGAAAUCCCAUUUUUUUGUUUGGAAUUGACAGAAUUUAAGUGGGCUGCCCUCUCACACAAUAGCGAUACUGUAGGAAUCACUAGUUUCAUUAUGAUGCAGUAAUAUAUCAAUUCUUUGGACAACGACCCAAUAUUUCCUGAUAUUACAAAAGCCCUGUUUCCACCAAACACUUCUGGUAUGGUACCUUUGGAACCAAAAGUAAUUCUUCAGACAUGGUACCUAGACCCUAGCGUUUCAACCACAAACCGUACUCUUAAAUGUGGGCGAGG